This is a messenger RNA of Haliotis rubra (blacklip abalone), 8283 nucleotides long. RefSeq lists its product as uncharacterized. Gene Ontology annotation, molecular function: signaling receptor activity. NCBI's taxonomy places the organism in Eukaryota, Metazoa, Mollusca, Gastropoda, Lepetellida, Haliotidae. The record is from RefSeq and is a predicted model, not a curated record. The transcript has 52 exons. The coding region runs from base 83 to 7144 and encodes 2353 amino acids.
CUUUGUUGUAUCUGUGAGGACGGACCGCUGAUAGAUGGCGGUACAGCGAAACCCUGUGUAAAUACCCUGGCACAGAUUUCUAAUGGAGGAAAGAUCUUAUAUAUUACUGGUAUUUAUUGUGGCCACUUCAGUGGCAGCAGCGUUCGGCCGAUGUCCAGCGGGCUGGACGGAAAACAAUGACCGAUGUUACUACAUGACCACCCAGAGGCAGAACUAUGACCAGUCAUUGCAGUACUGUGCAUUAAACAAUGCAUCUCUGUUUUCCAUUAGCAACGAGGCGGAAUGGAUAUUCGUGAAGUCUAUGUUAGGCGCCGUAAACAUCCAGUACUACACAUCGCUGAGGUAUAAUGACACCGCCAAAGCGUGGACCUGGGGUGACGGAACCCCCUACAAUGCAACAGCAGCUCACUGGUACCGUAACCAACAGCCGACCUUCACGUCGACGUACAUCCAGCGGAAGUACUUUUGUGCGUUAAUGUACGGGUACGGGGGUGCUCGAGGACAGAUUAAUUUUACCCCAUGUACAUCGUCCGUACCUACCAUUUGCGAAAGAUCUGCAGAUACAUAUGACCUCUGCAACGAAGCUGACGGUUGGAGGGACAUAUAUGGGAAAUGUUAUAAACUCUUCAACACAAAAAGCACCUGGCACGACGCGAGGACAUCAUGCGAACAAAAUGGCGGCCUCUUGCCGUCGCCGAGAAGUCUGGUGGAACUGAUGUUGAUGGGUGAUUUGAUAGACUGUAGGACAAGCGACAACAACGUCUGGACAGCGUUUACUGAUCAGUCACCAAGAAGUGAACGACGGCUGUUUCGUGUUGUGAAAAGGAAUCGCCGGCAAACACUUGGGGAUUUGACAGCAAAAUAUAACAAUCAGGGACAGACUACACUGUCUUCUCGCACUGUUAGAAGAAGAUUGUUCACUGAGGGGUACCAUAGACAUGUGUUCACCCCUGGCAAAAUCAUAUCAGCGGACACGAACAACACACUGACGUAUCAGGCCUGGUCGUCUACAUCGGAUGUGGUAAAGCCUGGACAAGUGUGCAUUGAGUCUGUGGCCCUGAGCAACUUCUACUUCAACAGAAAGAACUGCAUCACUGAGAGAAAAUACAUCUGCAUCAAACCAUAUGGGACGUGUCCAACGGGCUGGGUCGUGUAUGGGGGUAAGUGCUACCAGGUACACAACACCAGGGACAGCGUGACCACCUGGUACAUGGCCAAUGACAACUGCAAGAAGCAGGGAGUGAAGCUGCUCACAAUCGAGGACCAAGAAACAAACCUGUUGAUUGGGAAAGCUCUCUGCGCUCUACAUAUUCACGAUGCCUGGAUGGGAUUGUCAGAUCGACUACAAGACGGAAACUACACGUGGAAGAUGGCCUCUCCUCAACAUCUCCACCUCCUACACCCACUGGUACAGGGCUUCCCACCCCAUCCCGGACUCACUGACUGUGGAGUUGUUGCAAAUCAUGGGCAGGCGACCUGGUCCAAUGGCUACUGCUAUGCAAUCAAGUCGUACAUGUGUGAAAUGCCCAUCGCACAGAAGUAUGUCAAUCAUACAGAACCAGCUAACAACGUGACCUGCCCGAGUCAAUGGGUGCUGUUCCGACAAGACUGCUACUUCCUUGGGUCCCACCUCAACUGGACGAUGGCGCAGAAUUUCUGUAGCGUCAGUGGUGGUUCUCUCACCACUAUUCGGGAUCCCUUAGAGCAGUCUUUCCUCAUUGAAAAAAUGCUACAACAAGGAAAUGCAUGGAUAGGACUCAAACGAGAUCGACAGACAUCAAACCAUGAUUUUAUCUGGGUUGACAAUACACCACUGACGUUCAACAACUUCGCCCCCGGAGAGCCUAACUCUCAUGACCAGGUGGGCCAGGAGUGUGUCGACGCCCAGUUUGUCCGGUCGCCCUACCCUGGCAGUUGGCGAGACAACUGGUGCAAGCAACAACACAACUUCAUCUGCCGGAGCCCUGCAAUCGGUGCCACAGCAACUCCAGGUGCAGCCGUCACAGCUCCCUGGUCCUACCGAUGUGGACCCAACUGGAUCUUCAACGGCAUGGAGAGUUCCUGCUACCAGGUGAUAGUCGGGGCUACCAAGAACUGGGUGGAUGCCAGGGCAGACUGCCUCAGACAGGGGUCUGACCUGGUCAGCAUAGAUGGGCCGAAAGAACAAACCUUUCUGCAAGCUGUCCUGUCUGCUGGUGAGUAUGCUGCUGUCCAAGAGUGGUUCUGGAUCGGUGCCAAUGACAAGAACCGAGAGGGAGGAUGGGAGUGGAGCAACAAGGCACCGUUCCGAUAUGUCAACUGGCAUCCAGGUGAACCCAACUCGAUGGGCGAGGAGGACUGCUCUCAGAUGGUCCCUAAGUGGAGCUACCAGUGGAACGACAAGAAGUGCUCAGUACUCAACAACUACAUCUGCGAGAAAUCAGCAUCACCAGAGACGACCAUAGCUCCAUCAGUAACUCAGACAACACCAGUGGGAAAAGAUCUGUGCAAGGCUGAGCCUAUGAUAUCAGGGAACUACAGUCUUCCACCAGGACAGGGGGCGCUAGUGGCACAGUCAGCCCGAGACCCCAGUCAUGGACCCGAGGCAUCAAGACUCAUCCCAGGAAACACAGGUGGAUGGUCAUCAGCCAUGACUGCUCAAGGUCAGUGGAUCUCUGCCACCUUCUACAACAUCAUCAUCACCCGCGGGAUUCAGAUUGUGGGACGCAGCGACAUUGGAGAGUGGGUCACCAAGUUCAAGUUAAUGUAUCAGUAUGACUUCUUCAGCCCAUGGUACACAUACCAGGACCCGCCAGCUGUCGAUAAGGUGUUUACAGGCUGCAUGGACAGUGACACAGCGGUAGAGAUAUUCCUCAACUUCCCUAUAGAAGCCAAAUCCAUCAAGCUGAUGCCCACAGCAUGGAACAAGGGAAUAUCUCUCAAGUGGGAAAUCCUUGGAUGUAUUGAAGAGGAUUGCUAUGCAGACUACGGAGUGAGUGGUCCUCUGUUUGUCCAAGAUGGUGGCUUCAGUGCCUCCAGUAUUCUUGACCCUCAACACACUCCACACGAUAGUCGCCUCCAUGCUAAUGGAGUACAUUAUAUCCCGUCCUGCUGGAAGCCGAAAUUAUCUGACCCAGCACAUUGGCUGGAGAUUGACCUUGGAUCUGUAAAGGUCAUACGAGGUGUUACCACAGAAGGCAAUCCAGAUGCCCCAGAGUGGGUCACCAAGUACAAAGUGAUGUACAAGAUUCAGGACGGAAGCCCUCAAUACUUCACCUACCAGCAACCAUAUGGAACAGAUUAUAUAUUUACUGGAAAUACCAUCAACAAUGUCUCUGUCACCAACUUCAUGAAGUCUCACUUCCAAGCCCAAUAUGUUCGCCUCACAGUCAUCAGUUACUAUACAGCAGUCGCCCUCAGAGUCGACUUCUUUGUGUGUCCCAUCACAUGUCGAGAGAUUCCUCUGAUUGAUGGACCACAGAAGAUUGAUGACAGUCAGCUCACAGCUUCAUCCUCCCUCAACUCGGAACACGGCCCUCAACGGUCCCGCCUGAACCAGCCCGCCCAGGGCGACUACAUCGGGGCCUGGGAGGCAGAGUAUAACGACAAGAACCAGUACAUUCAGGUCGACCUGGGUCGUGUAGUGGAGGUGACGGCAGUAGCAACUCAGGGCCGAGAUGACCAAAACCAGUUUGUGAGAGAGUACACCUUAUCUUCAUCUACUGAUGGCAAAACCUGGUUCCCUUACUACGAGGGAACAACUGUGAAGCAAUUUGAUGGGAACUGGGACUCUAAGACGGUGAGGAAGUACUACCUGAUGAUCCCCAUCAAUGUCCGCUUCCUGAGGCUGUGGCCCACAGACUACCAGGACAGGAUUUCUCUCAGAUGGGAGGUGUAUGGUUGCCCAGGUCCGAUGUCUGGGGUAGCGAUUGGUUGUUUCACAGACGUUAAGGAAGACCGUGAUCUGCCCUAUGAACCCCUGACUGACCCCGCUGCUGGGGUGUGGCCUCCAUCCUGUAUACAUCACUGUUACCUCAAGGGUUAUUUCUAUGCUGGAAUACAGAAUGGGUACGAGUGUUUCUGUGGCAACUCGUAUGGGAAGUACGGACCAGCAGCCAACUGUUCCAUGCCCUGCUUUCCCCACCCUGAGAUGAAGUGCGGAGGCCCCCUGGCCAACUACGUCCACAGUACUGGGCUCUCAUUUGAGAAGGUUUGUCAAGAUGGGUGGAAGAGCUACAAAGACGACUGCUAUCAGGUGAAUGAUCAGUAUGUGACGUGGCAGAAUGCUCGUGUGGAGUGCCAGCACCAGACCAGUGAACUGGCCUCCAUCAACAGCCAGGACCAGCAGGACUUCCUGUAUUCCCUCAUGACUGAAGCCAAGGACGACAUGUGGAUCGGUCUCAACGAUGUACAGGAAAACAUGUUUUACGAGUGGUCAAACCAGCGACCAGUCAUGUAUACCAACUGGGACACCAAUGAGCCCAGCAACCAGCCUGGACGCUAUGAAGACUGUGUGUUGGUCAAGUUCCAGACAGGGGGAUGGCAGGAUGAGAACUGUGGCAACAGUCACAAGUACAUCUGUAUGGCGGCCAAGAUGCCCACGACUAUGCCGACUGUUGCACCUAAAGUCAGCGGAUGUGAACAGGGCUGGGAUGGGUAUCGGUGGUCCUGCUACAUGUACGUGAGGGAGACAAGAACCUGGGAAGCUGCAGCACAUGCUUGUGAAGCUUUUGGAGCAUCCUUGGUGCGGAUUGAUGACAGGUAUGAGCAAGCGUACCUGGCCAGUUCUCUGGGAUUGAGGAAAGACAAGGUGUGGACGGACAUUCGCGACAGUGGGAACACAGGAGAGUACAAGUACAGUGAUGGUGUAACCCAUGUGUCUGUAACCAACUGGGCGCAGAACAAACCAGAUGACAAUGGGCAUUGUGUUGCUUUGGGCAGUGGAGUGAAUGCUGGUCUGUGGUACAACACAUUCUGCAACUCCACCCUCUCCGCCAUAUGUGAGCGUAUCCGAGUGGGGUACACGACCCCCUCUACCCUUCCGACGACUCCACCCAAGGUACCCUGCCCUGCUGGGUGGGUGGAUGGGGGAACCUACUGCUAUCAGGACUCCCAGCGGGACUGUCAGCGACAGAACGCCCACCUCGCCAGCUUCCAUAACGCCUCCACCCUGGACAACAUCUGGAGGAACUACCUCAUUGGCGAGACUGACCACUUCUGGGUUGGUCUGAGUGUGAUGGGUGCAGGGGGAGCCAAUGAAGGCUAUGUGUGGAGUGACAAGACCCCAGCUGACUUCACACUGUGGGCGGACAAGGAGCCGGACACACAAGGAGGGAAGGCACAGUGUGUUGAGGUGAUCAUACAGACGGGCAAGUUCAACGUACAAGCCUGCUGGCAACUCCGGAACUGGAUCUGUGGCAUCAGGAAAGGUGUGAUGCCAGCACCUAGAACCACCUUGCCAGUGCCAACUUCAGGAGGUGCUUGUCCACAUCUACCCAACUGGUUGUUAUACAAUGGCUAUUGCUACAUGGCCCAGGAUGGCGGAGGGGAUUAUGGGAAGACCUGGCGAGAAGCGCGGUCCAUGUGUGCUCAGUCUACUGCUGAUCUGGCAUCUAUUGGGAACAUCAAAGAACAGCUGUUCAUUCAGAAUUUGGUCUCCAAUUUGAGUGACGUCCACGUGUGGAUUGGCUUCAGUGAGCUGGACUGGGACAUGGGAUACAGGUGGAGCGAUGGGACGCCUGAUGUUAAAUUCAUGAACUGGAACCACAAUGAACCCAAUGACUUCGGAGGAGCUGAGGCUUGUGGGGACAUGACAGUUGCGAAUGGAAAAUGGAAUGAUGAGCACUGUUCCAUAGUACAGGGCUACGUGUGCAAGUAUAACAUGAACCCAUCCUCAGCCAUCACCCCAACCCCAUCUCCCAUCAUGCCAGGAUACUGCCCACCAGGGUUCAACACCUUCGGCAACAGGUGUUUCAAGGUCAACACCGCUCAGGGGAACCAGCUCAACUGGGCACAGGCUCGAAAGAUGUGCAAAGGUCAAGGUCGUGGGUAUGACCUUGCAAGCAUUCAAAAUGCUAGAGAACAAGCCUUUGUGACGACACUGCUGCUGAACACGGACACUCCCCUUUGGCUGGGGAUGUACAAGACCCCAGGACCAGAGGGGUCCCAGAGCCUGCUGUGGGCCUUCAACAACGACCCCAUGCAGUACACCAACUGGGCUGCCAAGGAACCCAACGGGGGUAUGAAGGAGAGCUGUACCCAGAUGUACUCGACGACCGCCCGAGCAGGACAAUGGAACGACAUCAGCUGUGAGACCAACAUGGGCUUCGUGUGUGAGACAAUGAGAAAGCCAUACAUAACCAUCCCCGAGGCAAUUCCCAACCCCUGCAAACAAGGCUGGAAGCCCCUGGGUGGGGACUGCUUCAAACUGGUGACCACGCCCAUGAGCCGGGGGGACAGUGAGGUGUCCUGUAUUCAACAGGGAGGACAUCUCACCAGCAUCAACAACCCGUAUGAACAGGCCUUUAUGUAUCUCCAGGCAUCAGACAACAGCUCUACCUCAUCCAUGUGGAUUGGGAUGGAAAGGCAGAACCAGACAGGAAAGUAUGUAUGGCCUGCCUCUGUGCCUGUGUUGUACACCAACUGGGGGGUCAACGAACCCUCGUAUGGACCGCAGGGAGGCUGCGUGUCAUUCAACGCCACAACAGGAACUUGGACUGAUGACAACUGCUCAAAGACACUGAGGUUCACUUGCAGAAUUACAACAGCCAAACCGUUGUUCACGCCACCGCCGCCAAACGGUCAGUGUCCUGGAGAUGGGUGGGAGGCCUUCGGUUUCAGCUGCUACUAUUUCCAGGGCUCCAAGCAGCUCAAUUUCCCAGACGCCGAGUUCCAGUGCGAGGAGCAUGGAGGGCACCUGGUGGCCGUCCAUGACAACACCACCAACCAGUAUCUGUACUCUCGCAUCGAAAUACAGACUUCAACAAGUGUGUGGAUCGGACUCCACAAGUCCACUGAUUAUGGUUUUGCUUGGCGUGACAACAGCCCAGUACAGUUUACCAAUUGGGCACCCAACGAGCCGUCCAGUACGGAUCCCGGCGGGGAACCAGGAGCACUGUGUGGAACUGUUUGCCCAGACAGCUCUGUGGAACGAUGUCAGCUGUGACUCCUUUAGGGGAUUCGUCUGUGAGAAACCACAAGUCCAAGACACCAGCAUGCAGAACUUCCCGUCCAUCCCUCCAGAGGGACCAGUAACAGGUCCACCGCCAGCAACCCUCCCUCCACAGCGGAUGCCAACUCUGAUAACACCUACAGUCAAGGUCACAAGUGUCAAGCCAUCUACAGUCAAGCCAUCUACAGCCAAGUGUCAAGACAUCUACAGCCAAGGUCACAACUGCCAAACCACAACCAGUCAAGGUCACAACUGCCAGGGUGCCUCCAGUUAAAGUGACAUCUGCCCCAACACAAGGCCCAUCUCCCAGGCCAGUCACGAUGCCAUCAGCUGCACCAUCAACAGGCCCUACUACAGAGAGCAGUCAAUCGGACAAGAAUAAACCGGGCUCUUCUGGACCUGCAGUGGGCUCUGGAGGAAUUGCUGCAAUAGUGCUCAGUAUCAUUGUGUUGGCUCUGACUGCAGCCGGCAUCGCCUACUUCGUGAUACGGAAGAAGCAAGAAGGCUACAACUUCACCUACGACUCUGGAAUGGGCUUCUCUAACUCCUUGUACGACAAAGCUAGUGCACAUGAAACCACGGCCUAAUGCACCAUCAACACAAAAGAUAAAUCUGCAAAAUAUUAAAAUAGGGUGUCAAGAUUGGCAAAUAAUACCAGAUAAUGCAGGACAUAUAAACAGAUAAUGUCUGGCUUCUCUUGAGUAUAUCUCAGAAGAAAUGGUUUUCAAUAUUGUGUUAUUAUUUGUUUUGAAAUAUGUUGUGUAAAAUUCUGUGAAGGUGGUUAGGAAAAAACAAAAAAAUCAACUCUAAUUUCAGUCUUGUACUUCUACCAAUGACAAACUAACAAGAUGUAUGCCAAGAUACCAAUGAUAAGUGACCUAUGUAUUUUUGGUUUACUCCCAUAAGAACUACAUCCCAUUUGAACUACAUCCCAAAUUAAGUACAGGGAUUAAUUAGGGAUUCAUUAUCUGAGUAGAGGCACCCCCAUGGCAUGUAAUGAGUGCAGCCCAUCAGCUCUCCGAGAUGAACUACAGACCAGUAAUUAUGUUAUUGUAAAGGUAAUCUAAUAACCAGAAAGUAAAGGACAAGAGAGAAGGGUAUGCUGUAGUUAGUAAAUGUAUUCAUAUGUAGAA